AUCGUAGAAACCGAAUAAUAUUCAAGAUGAUGCAAUAUGAAGAAGAAGGCGAAACGUUGAAGGAUAAAUCCCGGUGCGCGAACGUUCGCGCCGAUCUCAAAGUGUGUUUGCUUCAAAGCGACUGUUGUAAAAUCUACAAACGUACUCCUAGAGAAUGCCUUCGUGCUCAAGAUGGCACAGUUCCUGAUGAAUGUUUUGCUUUGCGCAAUACAUUUUUUGAGUGUAAGCAUUCUAUAAUUGAUGGCAGACGGCGAUUUAGGGGCCCUAAAGGAUACUAAAUAUCCAAAUAAUUAUUUUAUAUAUGUGAUAUAUAUAAUAACAUAAUGUGGAUGCAAUGAUUGUUUUGUGAGGUAAUAAUUAUGUAUAUAUUAACAAAAAGAACUUGGAGAAGUAUAAGUGUACAUUUUAUUAAUAAGGAAAGAAAAAUAAAAUAUUUAAUGUUAGAAGUAAUUUAUUGUUAUUCGUUGUACAUUAUUUAAUAAAUGUAUUAAUAAAUGUGUUAUACUUGCGUAACAAUGUACCAUA
Molecule: messenger RNA, 525 nt
Organism: Monomorium pharaonis (pharaoh ant)
Lineage: Eukaryota; Metazoa; Arthropoda; Insecta; Hymenoptera; Formicidae
Product: cytochrome c oxidase assembly factor 5
Exons: 3
Coding region: 27-278 (83 amino acids)
Biological process (GO): mitochondrial respiratory chain complex IV assembly
Cellular component (GO): mitochondrion
Source: RefSeq, a predicted model, not a curated record